This is a messenger RNA of Bursaphelenchus xylophilus (pine wood nematode), 3110 nucleotides long. The record is from the annotation of a GenBank genome assembly. NCBI's taxonomy places the organism in Eukaryota, Metazoa, Nematoda, Chromadorea, Rhabditida, Aphelenchoididae.
AUGAAUCAUCCCCAAUCUCGGGUCCAUACGCUUACAUUAAUUUCCAUUUCAUCCGACGUGAUUGCUGAUGUGACUGGCGUCGAAAUGCCAUGUUCUAAUAACUGCAUAUCAAAUUUUGAUGAUUUUGGUUAAUCCAAGAGCUUCCUUUUAAAAUUUUUUCAUAUUUUUAGGUUUGUUCGUUGAGAAUCAAAAUAUGAGCGACGAUAACAAGGCGGUGGAAGUGGCUGAUCCUGUUCUUCAAGCCCAUGAAGAUGCCAAGGAAGCUGGAGAUACGGCGAUCAAGCAAGAUGCCCACGACCUCUCAUCAGGCCUUCAUGAAUUGUUGGAGGGAUCCAAACAGAAAUUAGCUGGCGCAGUCGAGUCGGUAAGAGUCCCAUUAUUCUUGCCUAAUAUUUUAGGUACAUCAUGGUUUGGUAGAUGCGGAGGAAAAGUUGGAACAUGUUUUAGAAGAGAAAGGCCAUGCUAUCGCCGAAGGAACUCAGGCACUUCUGGAAACUGCUUCUGAGAGAGCAAACGAGUUGAAAGAGAGCGUAAGUAAAACAGUUUGAGCUUUUGCAAAAGAAAAGAAUUGAUUAGAUAAUGUUAUCUGUUUGUUUUAUUUGUUUGGCGGCUCUGACCUUUCAACAAGCCUUUAUUUAGAUUGACCAGACUGCUGCUAAUGCCCGAGAUGCUAUUCAAAGUGCAGAAGAUUCCGUCCACGACAAAGCGGAACAUCUGAUUGAUGAUGUUAAGGACUUGACUUCAACUGCCGCCUCUGAACUCCAUGAAUAUGCUGAGAAGGCAAAGGCUUUGGUAUGCCCCCAUAUAUUUUAUUGUUUUAUUCAAAUUUCAGGCUCACAAUGUAGUUCAUCCGCAGGAGGAGGAGACCAAAGUUGAUGGAGAGGUUGCUGAGAAAAUCAACGCCGCUGUGCAGGAGGCAGAAAAGAAAUUAGAAGAGGUUCACAAUGACAUCAUUGAUGCGGUAAGUCGCGAUUUGUUCUUUUUAUGUUCUUGUAGACCGCUGAAGUUGUUGAGGACGUUCCAUCUGCAGAAUCAAAGUCAGAAGACUCAAAGGGAGAAGAUGAUGCUGCUACAAAACUCGAAAAAUUGACAGAGGAGGCCGGCGCUUCGGUAGGUUUGAUUAAAAUGAACUACGUUACCUUUACAGGUUACGCAAAUUGCACAAGAGGCUGUCGAAAAGGUAAAUGCCAUUCUGGAAACGGCCGAGAAGAAGAAGGAGGAAGUAGAAGAUGAGUUUGUGAAGACUUUGAUAAGUCACACAUCCAAAACCCCGUCUCCACCUCCAGAGAAGGUCGAUGAGCCAGAAAUUCAAAUUCCUGAACCAAUUGUUGAUCUCGCCACAGAACAUUUAGUUCAAGAGGUUGAACCAGUCGUAGAGCCAGUACGGGAGCCCACUCCCGAACCUGUCAGGGAGCCCACUCCCGAGCCAAUCAGAGAGCCAACCCCAGAACCAGUGAAGGAACCCGAGCCAGAACCAUCGCCUGAGCAAGUCAUCGAAACCACUCCAGAACCUAUUCGCGAGCCAAGUCCCGAGCCCCCACGGGAGCCCACUCCAGAACCUAUCCGAGAGCCAAGUCCGGAGCCCGUCCGGGAACCAACUCCAGAACCCAUUCGAGAGCCGACCCCGGAACCCAAGAAAGAGUCAGAGCUAGUUCGGGAACCUUCUCCUGAGACAAUUCGAGAGCCCACUCCCGAACCGAUCAGGGAGCCAACUCCAGAACCUGUCCGAGAGCCAACGCCAGAGCCGGUCAAGGAGCCCGAGCCAGUAAAGCCUUCUGAAUCAGAAUUUGCACUCCCAGACGUUGCUGCGGUGGAGGUCAAAUCCGGACCGGCGGAAGUUAAAGUGGAAGAACAGAAGCCUGCUGAGGUUAAGGAAACCAAGACUGGACCUAAGAAUGAAGGUAGGCAUUAUUUGUUAUCUCGAUUAUUCACGUUUAUCUAGCAAGGAAAGUUCCCGAUGUGUUUUUGUCUUUUUGGCGCAAUGAUAGAGGCUAUCAUAGUAAUUUAUGAAGAUUUUAGAGCAGAUUUAAUGUUUCUUCCGAGAACAGCAAUGGAGAGUUAGGCUUUUGUCCGACUGGGCCCUUCUAGAGGUGGCAAUAGGGCCGGCCCGGUGUUUGGUCCGGGCUCGGAUCUAAGCAAAUUUGAAAAUCCCUGGGCCGGCCUGAUCACUUCAACAUGGAAGGUUGAAUUCUUGGGUAUUAGAGUAACCUUUUCGACUUGUACAUUUAUUAUAGCAAUUUUUUUAAACCCUUUCAUGUUCUUGAGCAAUAAUCACCGCACCGUAAUAUGUCCGGCCUUUCGUACUAGGGGCUUAACAGGGACGGGCGCCUAACACCUUCGGGCCGGGCCGCGAAAAUCGGCUCGGCCGGUUUGCUUUUUUUCUAGGCCUUUCGGGAAAUUCCCCUGAAUGCAUUGUCGCAAUCUUGCGCAAUCGAUGCGAAAGCGAAACAAAAUAAAACAUAAACAAAGGGCGAGAAAGCCAAAGAAAAAAAUAGUUUGUAAAAUUGACUGUGUCGGUGAACAGUGCCCAAAAGCGCGCUCUAAUAUUUUAGCUAUUACAAUUUUCAAAGAACUCAAGACGUCACGCAUCAAGACCUUGCAUUGUAAACAGAGAUUGCCACGGUCAAAAUUUCGGCUCAGGCUCUUAGCUCCCAGAGCCGGAGCCGAGGCCAAAUUUGCAGCUCCGGCUCUUGGCUCCGUGCAAAAUUUAAAAAGGCUUCCGGCUCCGAAUCCCGGCUCCUAUGCAAAAUGUUUUUUUUAAAAUAUUUUUCCAAAAAUAAAAGUUAUUAGCGCCAGAGAUCAUACAGCCAACGUUUUUGCAGUCAAGUCACAUCCUCCGCAGUGUUUUCCAAGCAAUUUGGUUUAACAAGAUCACGAAAUUUUUACUUUUCUGACCGCUGGGAAGCCUGGCUCCGACUUUGGGCUCGGGAGCCGGAGCCGCUCAGAGCCGGAGCCAAGAGCCGGCUCCGGAGCCGUGGCAAUCUCUGAUUGUAAACCAAUUUUCUGUUUUAGAAUCUUCACAAGAACUUCAAGCCAACCGCCGCGCCACUCUCACAAACCGGGCAGAGGGUGCCAUCCAGGCCGUCCGUCGCCGAUGUGCCAUCCUCUGA